UAUGGAAUGGAUUUUAAUCAGUGGUUUAAUGUGAAUCACCGAACUAAAUGUACAUAAGCAAUCUACUUUCCUGGAUUUCAAUAAAUGUUAGAAAUAGAAAAUCAUUAUAACAAACUAUUGUUAUUAAGUGCUGACGGUAUGAAUAAUAUUUGAAUUCCGAUAGUUUAAUCGGCAAGACAAAAAAAUGCAGAGGAACAGGAAUACAAAUUGGAGAAACAGGAAUUCUUCAAGGAAUUCAGGAAAUGAAGACUCUGGAACAGAUUCUAAUGGUCUGAGAUUCAUUAGGUCUCUGUCUGAAUUGACGGGAGGAGGAAGGGGAAAUCAUGCCCCUCAUAGGAAUAGAUACACAGCAAAUAUUUCUAAUGAAGACUCUGGAACAGUUUCUAUUGCUCCGAGAUUUUUUAGAUCUCAGUCUGAAUCUAGGGGAGGAGGAAGGGGAAAUCAUGCCCCUCAUAGGAAUAGAUACACACCAAAUUCUGGGUAUGAAGACUCUGGAGCAGAUUCUAAUGUUCCGAGAUUCGUUAGAUCUCAGUCUGAAUCGAGGGGAGGAGGAAGGGGAAAUCAUGCCCCUCAUAGGAAUAGAUACACAGCAAAUAUUUCUAAUGAAGACUCUGGAACAGAUUCUAAUGGUACGAGAUUCAUUAGAUCUCAGUCUGAAUCGAGGGGAGGAGGAAGAGGAAAUCAUGCCCCUCAAAGGAAUAGAUACACACCAAAUUUUUCUUUCAAAUAUCUUGAGUCCUUAUUAGAAAAACCAUUGGAGGAAGUAAUACAAAAACUUUCUCAAAAUAAAGAUUUUUUUGAUUAUAUUGGACAGAAACUUACUUCAGAUACUAUUGUGUUGAUUGUGAAGCACUUGAGUAGGUUCUGUGAUUGUCAGUUCACAAAUCUAAGGAUCAAUAUCUUGCAAACAAGUUUGACUUCAGGAUUCGUUGAUAAUUUACAAUUGUACAUUUCCAAUAUAGCAUUUCAAUCCACGGGAGAAAAAAAAUUGAAUUCUUAUUAUUGGAAAGAUCCAGAUUCAUUUUGGCAAAAUUUUUUGAAAUUUUGUACCACAUCUAUGAAUGAAAGUCCACAUUUCUUCAUAGAUAAUUUACUGAAACUUGUUAAAAGUUCGCUAUUAAAUAUAAGAGAAAUCGAGAACCAACAUAAUUUACAUAUCUGCGAUGAGACUAAAGAUAAUUUAAAGUCGCUAAUAGAUAGAGCUGAGGAAAUCAAGGCCAAUUCUCAAACAAAGAAAAUUUUAGAAACCAAAAAUUUUGUGGACAAUAGUGAAGAGGAACCUCCUGAAGAUUUUCAUGAAAUAAGCAUUUUUCCAACAACAUUUGAAUUAGUUCAGACAAGAAAACCAUUCCUCCGAAAAAAUAUUGUUAUUGGUCCUUAUAGAGAUGUAAAUCAUUAUUUGGAUGUCCAGUUCAGAUUAUUAAGAGAAGACUUUGUUGGGCCACUAAGACAUGGCAUACAAGAUUAUUUGUCUGGUAAAAGUCGUCGGGACAUACAGGACAUCAAAAUACAUCCCAAAGUCCAAUUUCUAAAUCCCAUAACUGCCACAGGGGAUUAUUGUGUCUUACUCAAAUUUCACUUCGGUGGAAAACUGAGUAACUUCAAAUUUGAAGAUUCCAGAAAAUUUAUGUUUGGAUCUUUGGUCUGCUUCACAAAUGACAAUUUCAAUACAAUUUUAUUCGGUAGGAUUGUGGACCGUAAAAGUGAAUAUUUAAAACAAGGACAGCUUGUAAUAGGAUUCAAUAAACCAGAAGAGGUGAUUUAUAAUGCAGACUACAUAAUGGUGGAAUGCAGUAUUUAUUUUGAACCUUAUCAUCAUGUGUUGAAAGUUUUGAAGGGAAUCAGAGAGGAAGAAUUUCCCAUGAAAAAUUAUAUAGUAGAUGUUGAUAAAAAAAUAAUUAUGCCCAACUUCGGCAAUCCUAUGAUCCCAUACCAGAUAAAAAAUAAUUUUCAAAAUUAUGACUGGUACCUUUUUGAUGGAGGACGAAUUCCGAGAUUCAAUGAUUUGAAUGAAUCUCAAAACAACGCAUUCAUUGCUGCUCUAACAAGGCAAUUCUCAAUUAUUCAAGGACCUCCUGGAACUGGAAAAACUUAUGUUGGCUUGAAGAUAGCCAAAACAUUACUCAAUAAUUCAGAGGUGUGGUGUAAAGAAUCGCCAAUUUUGGUGAUUUGCUUCACUAAUCAUGCUCUCGAUCAAUUUUUAGAAGGAUUAAUUGAUACUACUGAUAAAAUAUUGAGAAUAGGAGGACAGUCAAAAAAUGAAAAUUUGAAAAGAUUCCAAUUGAGAGAACAUGCCAGAAAAAUGAGCCCUGCUGUGUGGAGAGCAAAAGAUCAAGUUAUGCAUUACUUGAGACUAAUAAAAAAUGUGACUGAUAAUCUUAAAUCUAUUGCAAAUCACAAUUACAUUCUGAAUUUUCGCGUGUUUGCCAGUGUCAUUCCGCAUUUUGGUGAAAGUUGGCUUGCCAAUGCCAAAGAAAAAGAAUUCCUUGAUUGGUUAUUAACUGAAAGCAUUCCUAAUACUGAGGAUAACUCGAGGGAGGAACAAUCUCACCUAAUAAGGCAAUUCCAAAAUGUAGCGAUAGAAGACUCUGACGACGAUGAUGAAGAGGAGGAAAACGAAAGAGAUGACUUAUAUGAUAUCAUAGCUAACAUGGAAUCAAAUGUUCAAGAGCCAUUGCUUGAUUUGAAACAAUUACAGGAAAAAAUUAUUUACAACUGUAGUCGUUUAGAUGACUUGAGGUCGCAAAUGGAAGAUGACGAGAUGGUGUUCCAAUACAUGUCUCUGGAGGCACAAAAUGAGAGAUUGAAAGCCAUAUGUAAUAUCGUUAAUCAAAAUAUGGCAUUAGCUUUUAACCAAAGUACUGAAAAGCCUAAAACCGAUGUCAGGCAUAGCAAACAUAUUCCUGUUAAUGAAAGAUGGAGUUUAUAUUUUUAUUGGAUCCAGUUGUAUAAAGAAAAGUUACUGGUAAUGUAUGACGAUUAUAAUGUGGAAUAUAGGAAAGCGUUCGAAUUGUAUAAUGAACUGCAAGAAAUGGGUAAUAUUGAAAUUCUCAAAACCAUGAAAGUGAUAGGCAUGACAACUACUGGUGCUGCUCGUCUACAUUCCUCUCUUCAAAUACUCAAAUGUCCAAUUGUUAUUGUGGAAGAGGCCGCUGAGGUACUAGAAGCUCAUGUUGUUUCUGCUCUAACAACAAGUUGCCAACAGCUGAUAUUGAUAGGAGAUCAUCAACAGUUGAGGCCUAAUACAGCCAAUUAUCAAAUGGAAAAAUUUUAUCAUUUGGGAAUUAGUUUGUUUGAGAGGAUGGUACAGAAUGAAGUUCAAUGUUUCACCUUGAAUACACAACACCGAAUGAGGCCAGAAAUUUCAGCAUUGAUUAAACCAUCGAUUUAUCCAGAUUUGAAAGAUCACGAAUCAGUAAUGGAGAGACCACGCAUUCAAGGAAUCGAUAAAUGUUUGUAUUUUAUUGACCAUGAGCACCCAGAAGAGUCCAGUGCUGGAAAUUCGAAGAAAAAUAUCCAUGAAGCUAAGUUCUUGGUUCAUUUGGCUAGAUAUUUGAUACUUAAUGGGUAUGAGCCUGAGCAAAUUACUAUACUAGCAGCUUAUCUAGGUCAAAUGUUUGAAAUACAAAAAGAGAAGAAGAAAAUGCACCUUCUUCAAAAUGUCAGAAUAUCUGUACUUGAUAAUUAUCAAGGAGAAGAAAGCGAUAUUAUAUUGCUAUCUCUAGUCAGAAAUAAUAAUGAAGGCAAUAUUGGUUUCCUUUCCAUCGAUAACAGAGUCUGUGUAGCCUUGUCACGUGCUCGAAAUGGAUUUUACAUUAUGGGCAACAUGUCUCUCCUAUGCGAGAAAUCCCAGCUAUGGGUGAAAAUUAGAACAACUCUAACCGCUCAAGAAGCUAUUGGACCUUCUCUUGCUUUGAAAUGUCAGAAUCACAGUAAUAUAACAAUGGUUUCCACUGUGAAUAAUUUUUCUUUGGUAUCGGAGGGUGGAUGCGAUGAAAUUUGCAAUAGUUCCUUAGUUUGUGGGCACAGAUGUAAAAUGCAAUGCCAUACUUAUGACAAAGAUCAUACAAAAUAUAUUUGUACAGAGAAGUGUAACAGACUUCUGUGUGACGUGGAUCUAACACACAUAUGCACUAAAAGUUGUAGUCAGGAAUGCGGUCCUUGUAACUACCCUAAAAAUGUAACAUUAGAUUGUGGCCAUCAUGCAGUUAUUCCAUGUCAUUUGCUCCCAGAGGAAUAUAACUGUAUUACAGAAGUACAAGUAACUCUUCCUUGUGGUCAUGAUGCAAUAAAACCUUGUUAUAUCGAGACUGAUAAAUUCAGAUGUAAGGUUCCCUGUGAUGCAAGGCUGGAUUGUGGUCAUUCUUGUAUUAAAAAGUGUCAUGCCUUUGUGGAUCCGGAUCAUCUGCUGUAUAAAUGUGUGAAGCGCUGUGCUAAGUUUAGAGAUGGAUGCACAAAUUUGGAGAAUGAGGAUCAUAGGUGCACAAAAUUAUGCUAUGAAGAAUGUGAACCUUGCGGGAAGCUUGUCAAAAAAGCUAGAACUGUAUGUCCCCACUUCUUCGAUGUACCUUGUUCGGAAAAUGUGGAUGACAUCAUAUGUUACAAGCCAUGCAAAAAAGCAUUGGACUGUGGCCACCCAUGUCCAAAUAAAUGUUCAGAACCAUGUGGUACCUGUACAAGGAAGGUGAAAAAGGUAAUACCAGUUUGUAAACAUAGCAUUAUAUUGCCUUGUUGUCAAGAACCAUACAAAGAACAUUGCAACAAGAAAUGUCCCAGGCUGAUGGAUUGUGGGCAUGUUUGUGGUAGGAUAUGCAGAGAGCCUUGCGAUUCAAGUAAAUGCAAGGAAAUUGUGGAAGUGUCCAUCCCUGCAAAAUGUGGACACAUUGUGAAAAGUGUCCCAUGCUUCGUUAAAACGUCAUAUAAGAAAGAUCCAUCAUCAAUUAAAAACUUGGAAUCUUAUUGCUCAGUGCCAUGUACGGCAAUAUUGAAUUGUAGUCCUGAAGAUAAGCAUCUGUGCGGUGGUUCAUGUGGAUCUUGUUACCAAGGACGGAUUCAUAAGAGAUGUAUCCAGAAAUGCAGUCGAAUAUUGAUCUGCGAUCACGAAUGCACUGGAUAUUGUCGAGAAACAUGCAAGCCUUGUUUGUUGAACUGUUCAUUCAAAUGUAAACAUAACAUUUGUAAAAAGCGUUGUGGAGAUCAAUGUGUUAUAUGUAAGGAACCGUGUAGUAGAAGAUGUAGACACCAGAAAUGUACCAAAAAGUGUGGGGAAAUUUGUAACGUUCCUCCUUGUGAGGAGCCAUGCACAAGGUACCUCAAAUGCGGUCACCCUUGCAUUGGCUUCUGUAGUGAACCAUGUCCACCUUUGUGUCGAAUUUGUGACGAGGAUGAAGUAAAAGAAGUUUUCUUUGGAACAGAAGAUGAAGACGAUGCAAGGUUCAUCCUAUUGAAUGAUUGUGGACAUAUACUUGAGAAUACUGGUAUGAAAGAAUGGCUUAAGCAAGAACAAGAUGCGAUUAAAUUCAAAGUGUGUCCAAAAUGUAAGACGAAAAUAUUUGUUACUGAAAGAUACAGUGAUUAUGUUAAAAAAGCAGUUCAGGGGAUAUCUGCUGCUAAAAUAAAAGGAAUUGGAACACAGCAAAUGAUAACCCAAAAAUGUUCAGAAUUAAGAAUUAUGCAUGAGAAUUGGUUAAAGUCUCUUCAUUUGGGAGAGAGGAGCUUCAGUGACUUAUUGAUCAAACAAUCGAAACCCCUACUAGAACGUCUGCAAAAAGUUAACAAAAGUGGACGAGUUCAACUUCUGAAUCUUAUAGAAUUGAAUGCAGUUGAAAUAAAACAACAACUGAUUGAGCGAGUUUCUAAAAUCUUAGCAUUAAUUGAUUCAAGUUGCCUUACAUCUAACCUGACUUCAUUGCUGAUGACCCAAGUCAAUUUAAUUUUGACUAACUUGUUGAGGGAAAUUGAUGAUAUAACAACUCCCGAAGUUGAAGAUAUUCAGAGAGAAAUCAAUCGUUUGCAUAGGAUGGUUCAGAUAUUACCAUUGUUGAGCAGAUUGAGAUAUCAGGAAGAAAGUGUGAGGAUAAGAAUAACAAAUUUGAAUGACCUAAUCAAUACUUUAGCCAAGUAUGACGACAAGAAAGAUGAGAGUGUUAAGAAAGAAUUAAGUGAUCUCAGGAGAGGACUUUCGAUGUUGGAUAUAACUGAACUUGAAAAACAACAGCUUGUCAAAGCCAUAGGGUUGAGCAAAGGUCACUGGUUCCAGUGCCCAAAUGGACAUCCCUACGUAAUAGGUGAAUGUGGCGGCGCUAUGCAGACUAGCCAAUGCAUCGAAUGUGGAGCUCCAAUUGGUGGACAAAGUCACAGGUUAUUGGAAACAAAUAGAGUAGCAACAUUUAUGGAUGGAGCCAGACAUUCAGCAUGGUCCGACUUCGAAAAUAUGCACAAUUAUCAAUUUUGAAAUAUCCAGUUCUAUUCAGUCAUAAACGAAAAACAUUAUGUUAAGUGUGGUGGCUUAAAAAAUGUUUGAAAUAUUUUAUGAGUUAAGAUAAAAAAAAAAGUUUAUUGUGUUUUUCUAUAUCUACUAGUUAACUAUGUAAAAAUUUUUGUAUAAUAAAAUGUGUGAUUUUGAAA
Coccinella septempunctata (seven-spotted ladybird) is the source of this 6627-nucleotide messenger RNA. Its product is annotated as NFX1-type zinc finger-containing protein 1-like. NCBI's taxonomy places the organism in Eukaryota, Metazoa, Arthropoda, Insecta, Coleoptera, Coccinellidae. Gene Ontology annotation, molecular function: zinc ion binding; helicase activity. The coding region runs from base 185 to 6454 and encodes 2089 amino acids. Gene Ontology annotation, cellular component: nucleus; nuclear RNA-directed RNA polymerase complex. Gene Ontology annotation, biological process: regulatory ncRNA-mediated heterochromatin formation. The transcript has 15 exons. The record is from RefSeq and is a predicted model, not a curated record.